Molecule: messenger RNA, 1548 nt
Organism: Parastagonospora nodorum SN15
Lineage: Eukaryota; Fungi; Ascomycota; Dothideomycetes; Pleosporales; Phaeosphaeriaceae
Exons: 4
Coding region: 1-1548 (515 amino acids)
Biological process (GO): protein sumoylation
Molecular function (GO): zinc ion binding; SUMO ligase activity
Source: RefSeq, a predicted model, not a curated record
AUGGCUUCCAGUCUGCAGCACAUGGCCGCUGGCAUUACCGAGCGCUCCAAGACGCUCAUCAACAACGACCUCAAAAAGAUCUGCAAAGAGGAGGGCACGUCGCAAACCGGGAACAAGGCCGCACUGCAGGCCCGCGUUGUUGGCCUCAUCACCAAUGCCGUCUACAAGAACGACGCCGAGGCUCUGCGGCGGCUGCAGUACCGCGUACAACACCACGGCGACGCACCCCCAGCCGCGACCAGCAGCAGUCCCGCCGCGCCUUCCUACGCCCAGCCCUCUGCUCCAGCUUCAAACGGCUACAGCAUGAGCAACGGCUAUCAGAGCAGCGCAGCCCAAUCUGCACGUCUCAAGGCGGAUCCGUCGUUGCGGCUGCUAUUGUUCGGCGCCACGGAGCAGCCACUAGCGGCCUUUACGCGUCUGGACAUUACAUUUCCUUCGCAGAUUGAGGUGCGCAUUAAUGGCGAUGAAGUCAAGGCGAACUACAAGGGCUUGAAAAAUAAGCCAGGCUCGACGCGCCCAGCAGACAUCACGAGCCAGGUGCGCAUUUCGCCGGCCAAUUAUCGCAACAAUCUCGUUGUCACCUAUGCGCUGACGCAAAAGGCAAAACCUCAGAAGUACAACCUCUUCGUCUACAUGGUGAGGAAGUUUUCUGUUGAGGAAUUGACUCAGCGGAUAAAACAGCGCAACGUCAUAACCAGGCAAUCGGUCCUGAACGAGAUGGCGGAGAAGGCCAACGAUCCCGACAUCGAAUUCGAUUCCAUGGUCAUGUCGCUCAAGGACCCCAUCUCGACGUUGAGAAUCAGCACACCUUGCAGGUCGACUGUCUGCACGCACAACCAGUGCUUCGAUGCGGACUCGUUCUUGCAAUUGCAGGAACAAGCGCCAACAUGGACGUGCCCGAUUUGCAACAAGGCGAUAUCCUACGAAGGUCUUGCUGUAGAUCAAUACGUCGAAGAGAUUCUACGCAAAGUACGGAACGCGGAUCAGGUGACCAUAAAACCCAAUGGGGACUGGUCGACCGACAAGGCUCCAUCGCCUCCACGGAAAAAUGGUUACAGUGCUCACGACGACAGCGACGAAGAUCUGGUCGAAAUUUCGGAUUACCGCGAUCGUGUGACAGCCAUCAAGAGCGAAGCUGCACCAACUCCCGUAUCGCUCAGCACGCCUCCAAUACCCUCUCGGGAGACAUCGACAGCUCCGCGAUCGAACAAGAGGUCUGCUCCGGUGGUUGACUUGACGCUGAGUGACGAUGAUGAGCCCGUGAGGCCAGCUAAGAAGGUAGCGUACAGUACUCCUAAUAGCGUCCCUGACCACACCCGUCGGUAUCAACUUCCUCCCCUGUCCCAUUCCGCAGCCCAUAGCCGUCCAAUGCCGCCCUCAUAUCACGGCAUGCAUUCCAGUUCCCGCCAUGAAUACUCUCGCCCGCCAUCAACCCCGCCUGAUAGAUCUGGAUACGGAUCGUACAGGCCACCUCCACCGAACUCACGACCGUCAUAUCCUGGACAAGGGACGUCACAAAACCCUGCGUGGCUCAGCUCUUCCCCUUGA